AUGACAACCUCAACACCCAUUCGCAUCGGCUAUGUCACAAGGAUCGAGCGCUUCUCAGCCGCACACCGACUCAACUCGGUCCACCUCAGCGCAUCAGAGAACAUUGCCCUUUACGGCAAAUGCAACCACACCUCUGGUCAUGGACACAACUACAAAGUAUCCGGCAUGGUGAUCAACAUCACAGACUUGAAGAAGACUCUACAGACCGCCGUCAUGGACCCAUGCGACCACCGCAACCUUAACUUGGCAGUGUUUUUGUGGGAGAGCAUCAAGGAACAUCUGCCUCCAUCAGUUUCUUACGAACUUCAUGAACUCAAGGUCUAUGAGACUGACAAGAACAUCGUUGUCUACCGAGGAGAGUAA
Molecule: messenger RNA, 363 nt
Organism: Linnemannia hyalina
Lineage: Eukaryota; Fungi; Mortierellomycota; Mortierellomycetes; Mortierellales; Mortierellaceae
Source: the annotation of a GenBank genome assembly